Molecule: messenger RNA, 533 nt
Organism: Gracilinanus agilis (Agile Gracile Mouse Opossum)
Lineage: Eukaryota; Metazoa; Chordata; Mammalia; Didelphimorphia; Didelphidae
Gene: CLEC4E
Product: C-type lectin domain family 4 member E
Exons: 4
Source: RefSeq, a predicted model, not a curated record
UGUCAUAUCGCAUCUUCUUUCAAGACUGUGAAGAAAUCACGAACCAGUCUGAUUUGAUUGGCCAUUUAAAGGAACUCUCUUGCUUUCCUGAUGCCUCACGUUCUAUCAGUAAUUGCUGCCCACUGAACUGGAAAAAUUUUCAGUUUAGCUGUUACUUCUUCUCUAAUGACACCAUGACUUGGACUGCAAGUUUGAAGAAUUGUGAAACAGUCGGGGCCCAUCUGGUAGUUAUCAACACACAAAAAGAACAGAAUUUCCUUUAUCAAGCAAAACCCAGGGGAAAAGAAUUCUACAUUGGGCUAACAGACCAAGUGGUCGAUGGUCAGUGGCAGUGGGUGGAUGAUACACCGUUCGACAAAACUUUGAGCUUCUGGGAUGUAGGGGAGCCAAACAACAUUGCUGGGGUUGAGGACUGUGUAACCAUAAGAGACAGUUCAAAUGCAAAUCGCAACUGGAAUGAUAUGACCUGCUUUUUCAAGAUGUAUCGAAUUUGUGAAAUGCCAGCGAGAAGUUUUUCAGUUGAGAAAAAAUAG